Stylonychia lemnae is the source of this 2514-nucleotide messenger RNA. NCBI's taxonomy places the organism in Eukaryota, Ciliophora, Spirotrichea, Sporadotrichida, Oxytrichidae. The record is from the annotation of a GenBank genome assembly.
AUGAGUAAAAAUAAUGGGAAUCAAUCCUCACGUAAGGAUGAUAUUCUCCUCGGACAGUACAAGUAAAUCGAUAAAUUAGGUUCUGGAACGUUCGGUAAUGUCUAUAAAUGCGUUGAUAUGAAGAGCGGAGAAACAGUAGCCAUUAAAAAAUUAAAAAAACCCUAUACGACUUAAGAGGAUGCAUUUAGUCUUCGCGAGAUUUAGGUAUUAUAAUAGUUAUCACAUCAGAAUAUUGUUCAAAUGAAAAAAUGCGACCUUGUAGACAAUCGUGUAUAUAUGGUCUUUGAACAUUUGGACCACAACUUGACUGACUUUAUGCGCGAAAAAAAAUAAAAAGAUAAUAGAAAUUUGUCUGAGAAUGAAAUCAAAGUCAUUAUCAAAUAAAUACUCUAAGGUCUAGACUAUAUGCACUCUAGAGGUUUUAUCCAUAGAGAUAUUAAGCCAGAAAACUUUGUAAUAUCAACCAAAACGUUUGAAGUAAAGUUGAUCGACUUUGGAACUGUUAGAGAUCUUGGAAAAGCAAGUGGACCUUUGACUACUUACGUAUCUACAAGAUGGUAUAGGAGUCCUGAAUAGGUAUUAAGGUCUAGUAGUUACAAUCAGACAACUGAUAUCUUUGCAGUAGGCUGUGUUAUGGCAGAAUUAUUCAAUCAGAGCCCACUAUUCCCUGGAGCUAAUGAACUAGAUUAACUAGAUUAGAUAUUUAAGCUUCUUGGAACUCCAAGAUUGGAGUAGUGGAGAGAAGGAUACAAAUUGGCUUAAAAAAGAAAUAUUAAACUUGAAGAAAUGGCUUAUAAGAAGCAACCGAUGAAAAAUUUAAUCCCUUCUGCAAGCUCAGAUGCUCUUGAAAUUUUCAAACUUAUGUUCAAAAUCAAUCCUGGGAAAAGAGUAACUGCAUAAUAACUGCUCUAAGAGCCAUAUUUCAAAAAUUGUAACUUGCAGCAAUUCAUAUCGAGUUUAAAUAUCACUUCGCCUAUUUCUGCAAGGAAAAUAGAUCCUAAGUCUGGGAGUUAAAAUUAUUAUCAGUAAGAAUCGUAACCUCCUCCUUUAAUAAAACCUAUCUUGAAACCUAAACCAUAAUAAUUGAGAAGGGAUUCAUUCAAGUAAGUUAAAAAUAGAGAGUCAAUGCCAGUAGUUUAAACAUAAGCAAAGGUUUAAUUAGAGGAAAAUAAAAAUAAUUUAGUAGCACCUAGAGUAAGUGUUGCUCCACUUUAAAAAUUUCAAAGUGAAAUGCAAUAUAUUCCAAAUUACUUUGAAAACGAAAUUCCUAAGCCUGUCUAAUUUUAACCUGGAAUAAAUUUUUCACUAAAGUCAGAAGUAGAUAAAAAUCGUUAUAAUAGCAAUAAAACUGAUCUUGAUGAAGCAUUUUAGAACGAUUUUUCAGGUUUCAAAAGAAUAUCAGAUCCCUCUACUAAUGCUAAUUCAGAUAUUAUUAGCUACAAAGGUUUGCAAGCAUUCCCUAUGAGAAAAGAUGAACCACCAUCCUUUGCUAAAAGAAUGGAGGAUGAGCGCAAAAGAGCAUCAAAUGUAUCUGAAACAAGUUAUUCUCAAUUUGAACAAUCCCAAAUUUAGUCUCCAAAAAAGUUGGAGAAUAAUCCAUCAUCUUAAAUGCUGUCUCGAGUAGGUUCACAGAGCAUUCUUUAAGGCAGUGGAAGUUCUAUGCUCCUUAAUCCUAAUAGAUACAUAAAUAUGAACCUCUCUGUAAAAAUUGAUAAAUCAAACUAUCCAAAUAUCAGCAGCAAUAAUAAUAUCAAUAACAUACAAUCUCCAUAAAUUUCACCAAUGGUUAGUAUUUAAUCAAUGAACAAAUUAUCACAGUAAAAGGGGAUUGGCGAAAAAACAUUUUAAAAUUAUCAAAAAGAUUAAGAAGAAAAAAUAGAAUCUUUUAACUUGACUAAAAACGAUUAUUUUGCGGAUAACAUCUUAUCACCUGGUUUAGCUAGGCAAUCUUCUAAGCCAGAUAAUCUGUUUAAUUUUAGCUCAAACAGAGAUAUUUUUUCACCGUUUUAAAACUCAAAUAUGUAAAUAAGUAAGCAAGAUUCUAACGAUUCAAUGAACACUAAUGACACUAUCAAUACUGUCAAUAAAUUCGUCAACUAUUACUAGAAUUCUAAUGCUCAAGCUGCAAACAAUUCUAAGUCAAAUUCACCUACUUAUCAAUACAGAGCAGGUAUAGGUCUAGACAAGGUAGAGGAAACUAGAGAGGAACAUGAAUAUUAUAAGCACUAAAUGCCUCGCACAAAUCAUAGUUAUAAGCCAUCUAUGUCUCGCAUUGGCAGUGAGCCAAACAGUGGAGUCUUUUUCAAUAAAGGGAGCAGCACUUUUGUAAAUAAUGCAGCCUAGAAUAUUUUUGGAAGCCCUAAUCCAGGUUUCAAAAAUAUUUUCCCUCUCACUACUAAUAAUAGAAGAGGGGAAGAUUCAAAUGCAACAACAUCAAGAUUAGAAACUCAGAGCACAAAUGAUCAAAUAUUAAAUGGAGUGAUGAAUAGGUAUCGUAUGUAAAUAUAAAUUUGA